GUUGAGAAACCCAGCUAAGGGACUCCUUAAAUACACGCCACUUCAAAGUGACUCUUUGUAACAGUUUGGGUUAGGAGAGCAUUUUCGUUAACCCUAAACCUUGUCAUAACCUUAACCUAAUUAUCCUAACCUGCUACGUUUAUUAUGCUAACCUGCUGCAUAAGUUCUCAUAAACGGAUACGAAAAAGACGUAGUUGUAUCGAAGUGGCGUAAUUUUAGGGAAUCUCCCCAGCUAAGGCAUAUCCUAGCCUAGAUAUGUAUAUCGUUCAUUUUCCUUGUGCCUGAAAACGACAGUGACGGCUGGAUACACUUCAACGAACGACACUGUGGGCUUAUCAUUCCUUUGUCUGAGCGGUUGACACCGUUUCCUUUGAACGGGGACAGAGAGCUGAAAAUAAGAAAGAAAUAGAGGGCAAUAGCUUUCUCUUCGUGUAUAGCCGUAGCGCACAGGACGGCCGCGAAUACAAGGUGGAGCAGCAGAGACCGCCGUUCCCGGUACUGAAGAGGGACACGAGAGCUCAUUUUCUCUGCAAGGGACGGAGGGCGGGGUCUCGUAGCAUCAGCGCUCUCAUUGUAUGUCGGCUGCUGAUGCUGAGCAGUAGCGGAGAAGAAAAAAAACCCAGGGCCAUGGAUACGGUUUUAAAAACCUUAGGCCUUAAUACAUUGUGGAGAUUAAUUACACGCUCUACUGUCUACUAAGAUAAUGAGGAAGAGGAAGAACUGGAAACCUCGGGAAGUCUCUAUGAAAGCAUUGGAGGAGCUGUAGUAUUCGACUCAAUGGCGAAGAAGGGCCGUACCAAGGGCGAGAAGCCCGAAGUGCUCAUCUCUGCCCUACAGGCGGCUAACGAAGAUCUCAGGUCCAAACUGACUGACAUUCAAAUAGAACUGCAUCAAGAGAAAUGCAAGGUGAGUAAGUUGGAGCGUGAGAAGGUGCAAGAGUGCAAGCGGAUCCGGGAGCAGGAGCAGCACCGGCACACGGCCACGCUGACAGAGCAGCGAGCCAAAUGGCACGAAGAGAAGCAAAAAGAGCUCCAGGCACUCAGGGAGAACCUGGUCCGCCAGCACGAGCAGGAGCAGGCCCGGGUGGCCAAGAUCAAGGACCAGGAGAACCAGCGGCUCAAGGCGGCGCUGAGCGCCAUGCGGGACGGCAGCGGAGAGAAGGUGCGCACGGCACUGACCCUAGAGGCCAAGGAGGAGGCACGACGCUUUUUCGACGUGGAGAGGGUCAAGCUGCUGCAAGAGAUCUCGGAGCUCAAGCAGAACAAAAAGCAGACGGACGAGGCACUCAGCACCAUGAUUCAGGCGGAUAAGAUGAAGGCCGGGGAUCUGCGCUCUGAGCAUCAGAUGCAUCAGGAACAGAUCUCCAAGAUCAAGUGGGACAGCGAGAAGGACAUCCGCAGACUGGUGGAUGAGAUCAAAUCCAAAGAGCGCACCAUCUUCUCUCUGGAGAAGGAGCUGGAGAAUGCCAUUGGCUUGCAGCAGAAGAUGCAGAUGCAAAAGGAUGCCCUGGAUGACCAGCUAUUCCUGGUCAAGGAGGCAGAGUGUAACCUGGGCAGCCCCAAGAGAGAGAUCCCCGGGCGGGCUGGGGACGGGGCGGAGCACUGUGGCAGCCCGGUACGACAUAGAAAGGCAGAGGGGAACUUGGAAAUGGACAUGCGCAGGAACCAGAGACGCAUGGCUGACCUCAACUCCACCAUCCGCAAGCUGGAGGACCGCAACUCACUGCUAGUGGAUGAGAGGAAUGAACUGCUAAAGCGUGUGCGGGAGUCGGAGAAGCAGUGCAAGCCCAUGCUGGAAAAGAACAAGAUGCUGAACAAGAGGAACGAUGACCUCAGCCAGACCCUGCAGCGCAUGGAAGAGAAACUCAAAGGCCUGGCCAAGGAGAACCUGGAGAUGAAGGAGAAGAUCAGCUCCCACCCACCACUGAAGAAAUCCAACUGUAAGUCUCUGAAUGACCUGGACCAGGCACACGACGACCAGGAGAUUGAGUUCCUUAAGCUGCAGGUACUGGAGCAGCAGAGCAUCAUCGACGAGCUGACAAGAGACAGGGAAAAGCUCCUGCGGAAGAAGAGGCAUAAACGAAGCAACAGGCAAAUAAAGAGGCACAUUGUAGUGGACACCUUCUUCGGCUACGAUGAGGAAUCCAUGGACUCGGAGACGUCCUCCGUGGCUUCGUUUCGCAUGGACCGCACCCCAGCCACUCCCGAUGAAGACCUGGAUGAGGGACUGGCUAACGAGGAGUCGGAGCUGCGCUUCAGGCAGCUGACCAGAGAAUACCAGGCCUUACAGAGGGCAUACGCCCUGCUACAGGAACAUCAAGGGGGCCUUCUAGACGCUGAGAUGGAAGCUAAGGCUCAGGAGCAGCUCCAUGCAGACGUUCUCAGGUACAAGGCCAAGAUAGAAGACCUGGAGAAGGAGCUUGCCCACAAAGGACAGGACUCCAAGUGGGUAGAGGAGAAACAGCUGUUCUUCCGGAGGAACCAGGAGCUGCUGGAUAAGGUGGAGAAGUUGGAUGGAAAAUGUAGUCGACAGCAACAGGAGCUGCAAGACUCGAAGGACCAGAAUGAGCUCCUGGAAUUCAGAAUACUGGAACUAGAGGAGCGUGAGCGGAAAUCCCCUCCGUUUAAUCAUCUCCGCAUGCAUCCGUUCUCCGAGGGUGUCAGCGCCCUGCAGAUCUACUGCAUGAAGGAAGGAGUGAAGGAUGUCUGUAUACCUGACCUGAUCAAGCUGCUAGACAUUCUGGGUGAUAACGGGAACUUGCGAAAUGAGGAGCAAGUGGCCAUUAUUCAAGCGAGCACUGUCCUCUCGCUUGCUGAAAAGUGGAUACAACAGAUCGAGGGCACAGAGGCAGCGCUGCACCAGAAGAUGAUGGAUCUGGAGCUAGAGAUGGAGAUGUUCUGCAAGCAGAAAGGCUAUUUGGAGGAGGAGCUGGAUUACAGGAAGUCAGCCCUGGAUCAGGCCUACGUGCAAAUCCAGGAGCUGGAGGCUACUCUGUACAACGCACUGCAGCAGGAUAAGGUGAUCGGAUACGGCGAGCCUCUCAGUGACAUGCAGAAGGAUGAGCUCCGUACGUCCGUGGAGAAGUUACGCAGGCAGAUGCUGAGGAAGAGCCGAGAGUUCGACUGUCAGGUCUUGGCUGAGAGGAUGGAGCUGCUCCACCAGGCCCAUCAGAGAAUCCGGGACUUGGAGGAUAAGACAGACAUCCAGAGGAGACAGAUUAAGGAUCUGGAGGAGAAGUUUUUGUUUCUGUUCUUAUUCUUUUCUCUUGCCUUUAUCAUUUGGCCUUGAUGUCGUUGACAUCUCCUGCAGCAGAGCCUGGAGAUUGUGUUUGUGACCGCAGUGGUUUUCAUUUUUUGGUGAAGCGAGUCAUCUUUUUGGCUCGUAUUGUAAUAGUGAGUGGUAAUGGACAUGGCUGGGAAUUUACACCUCUUUGAUUUGGGACCUCACUCUGGAGAUACACACCAUGUAUGCUGCACUGUCCUGGUCAUUGGAACAUGGAACUUCCCUAAACUCAGUGGGGUAACUGGAACUCAUAUACUCAUAUACACUGGACAAGCUAACACAAACAUACUGGAAACACACACACACACACAAAUAUAGCACACAUACACAGGCAGACCAGGGGCACACACACAUCACAUGUGCGCGCCCCCACACACACACACAUACAUACACACACCAAACUCACUCACAGACAUUGUGGAAACCAAAUUCCGGGAGAUCUUAUCUCUGCCAUGCAGGGGAACGCUACACCACCUACCACCGUCCGACUACACCCAAACUACACCCAGACUACACCAAGACUACACACAGACUACACACAGACUACACCAAGACUACACCCAGACUUCAGACAAGAGAGGAAAGGAAAGGCUGCUGUAGGCUUCAUCAAUAGGCCUCACCAGACUACAGAGUCCUUACUCCCUCCCUUCCUCCCCUCUCCCUCUUAUAAACCCGAACAGACACUUGUAUGUGUGAACGCACCCCUUCACAGGAGCGACGAGACCUGACUCAGGGCCUGUGAGCAUGGUGACUGACUGAUCUGAUGGUGACUGACUGUUCUCUGACCAGGAGAGGCGGGACAUGGGACACUCAGGACAAUGUGUCUCCUCUGGUCGGAAGCAGAUCAGGGGACGGCAGAGCGAGAGAGAAGGAUGGGAGAGAGAGGAUCCACUAUGUGCUCACACACUGACCGGGCUUCUGUUUUGAGACCUUCACUUUCUUUGUUUUAAACCAGCGGACAGAGUGGACAUCUCUGGUUCUACUUCUUUUCCUUUCGGAACAAACCAACGGUCCCAGUCGAUCCCCAUCUACCAAGAUUUCCACGGAGAAAAAACAGACCCUCUCUAUUUACAUGUGUUGAUAUGUACAUUGUGUCUUGAUGAUUUCCUGUCGUUUCUUUCCUUCCUUCUGUGAAUAUGAACGCAGUCCCCUCUACAGUAGAGCUGCUCGGCAGUUUCUAAGUACCACAGCGUAUGAAUUGCUCUGUUUAUUGUGGCGACAGCUGCAAAUGAACUCUAUUUCCUCGAUUGUACUGAACUUAAGAAUUGGUAUAAUAAUAUUUUCCUCCCCCUUUUCCCUGUCACACUCCCUCGAUUUUGGACUCUUUCAAGAUAAUCAACUGUAGCCCACCAGCAGGAGGUUCGUGGUUUAUACUGAAUGAUGUUUAACACUCCCUUUAAAAGAACAGAACAAGCUGUAAAUUCUACAUCCUGGUUACCUACCUACAUCCUAAACAGCUUUCUGUCUGAUUACGGUCAUUGUCAUCUCAGCAAAGUGACCAUGAAUACUGCACAGUACCUCUUGCAGCAAUGACGUGUCAUUUGCUUUGCUCUAUUUCACCAACACCUUUUUCAGCACCAUGGACACCACAGGGGUUAGUUCUAACCCCCCCACCCCCACCCCCACCCCCUUCUCCAAACUGAAAUAGGAGAAAGUUGAUGCAAUGUAUACCUGCCUGGUUCUGCUUCUCUCCUUUCACCCUGACUAUGUCAUGGUGCUGCAAUAUUAACUACCUAUCCCGUCCAACCGCCUCACCCACAUCCACCCGAGCUAGCUUCCCCUCCCGACCCUAUUCAGAGGCCUAGGAACCUAAGGCAUCCCAUUACAUACCUGUACAUACAUGAACGUGGCCCACUUCUGUUACGUUACAAUGUAGGGGGAAUGAUUGACACUAUUUUGGAGCAAACUCCGCUAACUAGCAAUUGCCUUAAAUGCGCUAUCCCCAUCAAUUUGUACUUUCUUUUUAAUGAUUAUGUUUUUGGUCCAUUAAUAUGAUUAUGUAACGUUGUACAUUUCUGUUCACCGAGGACAUUGUUUUGUAAAUCUUUACCCUCCUGUUUUCCAAUGAGAAUUUAACCCCCUGCUCUUCUUUCAAGUAUAUAAAAAAAUCAUAUUUAAAAAAGGGAUCAUGAUGAAAAUAAAAGUGAAUGG
Messenger RNA from Oncorhynchus gorbuscha (pink salmon), 5433 nucleotides. RefSeq names its product janus kinase and microtubule-interacting protein 2-like. The transcript is spliced from 22 exons. The coding region runs from base 778 to 3288 and encodes 836 amino acids. NCBI's taxonomy places the organism in Eukaryota, Metazoa, Chordata, Actinopteri, Salmoniformes, Salmonidae. The record is from RefSeq and is a predicted model, not a curated record. Gene Ontology annotation, molecular function: microtubule binding; kinase binding.